This is a messenger RNA of Oncorhynchus keta (chum salmon), 5471 nucleotides long. RefSeq names its product noelin-like. The coding region runs from base 2500 to 3960 and encodes 486 amino acids. Gene Ontology annotation, biological process: signal transduction. The transcript has 7 exons. Lineage: Eukaryota; Metazoa; Chordata; Actinopteri; Salmoniformes; Salmonidae. The record is from RefSeq and is a predicted model, not a curated record.
AUGCUUAGCAAAUUAUCCUACAAAUGACCUAUUUAACAACGUUGUCGGUCUCGAGAUUAAGAGGUUAAAAUAGAUUAUGCUGAACGAUAAAGGGAUUCCGUCAUUCUCGUAAAAUUGAUAAGGGCUAAUGUGCGUUCAGAGGCAUUUCUGUAGCCAAACUAUCUAUUGUAUCUAUAACAAAAUUUGACAAAAUCAAAAUCAUCAAUGUAUUUAAUCAGUGAGGUAGGGUAGGCUAUACUGAAAUGUUUCAAUUGGCGUUUCACAUUCAAUGCAUCGAACUAAUUCCAAAUUCACUCCAAUUAAGCUAUGUGAGCGAUAGGGUCAUCUACUUUAUAAUGUCUACAUUGAAAUACGCGAGAAAUUUCACAGUGACAUCCUUGCAUCUAGACAAUUGCAAUUUGAUUUGAUAGUCCGAAUAUAACAAAUAUGUCAGAUAAAAGUCUUAAUUACAAAUCUUAUUCAAGCAAUGCAUUAACGCCAGAUUGUAGCCUAACAUGAAUAGACUCUUCUGGUUAUACUAACACUGCAGACAGAAAUAUGAAAACAAAACUAUUUCAACACAAUAAUAAUAGACUGCUAUUAUUGCUCUAAAAUUCUAAACAAUUCCAAAACAUUAGACUUUUUCUAUGAUUAAUAACUCGUAUUCAUUUGUAAUGGUCUCCAUAAACAUGUUCUUCUUAUCUCCAUCUUUCCAAGGAAUUGUUUCUCAAUUCAGAGAUGCAUUGCACUCACAGUGCCACAGCGCCUCUUCCUGGCUGCCACAAUGCAACCUGUCAAACUUUCCUGGACACCAACAAGGGGUUCAAGCUUUUGUUCUAGACUAGCACUAAGACACUUGAUCACAUACUUAAUCAACUAAUCAUCAAGCUCGUGAUUAGUUGAAUGAAUCAUACAUUUGGUGCCAUUUGAAAGCACCAAAGUUCUGAUUCAUUCAACUAAUCAUUCUCAUCGUAUUCAUGAUGUUGGUAUGGCAGGCUAUGGCAAUACUAGGAAGAUUAUUGACUUUUAAAUUCCUUAUAAUCAUUUGUAAUCUGUUUGUAUUAUGAACAGUAAAUGUGAUGUAAUGUAUUGUAUGUUAAUCCUUUCUUUUUGAUCCCAAACAACUAGUGCAAUAUAACCAACAACAUCCAAACAAAGAAAAUAAAUAUAUAUAGCUUAUUAAAUGUGGAAGAAAUAUAUUAUAUAUUUUUUAAACAAAAAUACAAAAAGAAGCAACCAAAAAAGAAAUGAUAAAAACAAAUGUCUGUAACUCAUGAAAGAGAAAAUAAACAGAGAUAUAUAUAGUUUUUAAAGCUUAUCUUGUUUAAAAAAAAAACACAAUACUGGGCUACAGUACCUGACAAACGGACGUGCAAUACCAUUCAUAACGACAAGGUGGCGGAAUGUCCCUCGAUAUCCCUGGACCUAGUUGGUUAAAACAGGUCAAGAACAGUGCAUUAACUGCAUUUCAGUACAGAUGCUGAAUAUCUCAUUAUUGCGCCACGGACCUUGUACAAGCUUUAUGUUGAAUCUGAUGCUGAUUCAAAUGUCUACGAUUAAUCAGAUUUACUGUCAAACACUUGUCUACAUGUUUUUUCUGUGAAUGACAAUCAAAAUCCGGCACUUUAUUGGAUUAAAUGGGACUCGUAGGCUACCUUGCUUUCUAUGGCACCCUUCAAAAAAAUGGUGGCUGUUGGUUUCAAUGUGAUUGGAUUAUUACAGUUCUUGUCCCCAUAGAGUCAUCAAGCCACCGUUAUUAAAGUAGCCAACCUACACAAUUACGCUAUCCAGUCUGAAAACGUCGUCGAGGUUCGUUUUGUCUCCAUUGCGUUUGCAGGGUUUCAUACUUAAAUUGAAUCUAUCACACAAUUGACUUCAAUGUCUGAAGUUUUACUAUUUAGAUAUUGUUUUCCUGUCAUGGCAUUUUCUUGUAUUUGGUGGCAAGGUACAUAGUCCUGUUUCGCUGUGGCAAGGUACAUAGUCCUGUUUCGCUAAGGCAAGGUACAUAGUCCUGUUUCGCUGAGGCAAGGUACAUAGUCCUGUUUCGCUGUGGCAAGGUACAUAGUCCUGUUUCGCUGUGGCAAGGUACAUAGUCCUGUUUCGCUGAGGCAAGGUACAUAGUCCUGUUUCGCUGUGGCAAGGUACAUAGUCCUGUUUCGCUGUGGCAAGCGCCAAAGCGUGGCGCCAUGAAUUUCAUUUCAACGGAAAGUUGUUCUACCCGUGCGCGGUGGGCGGUGGUAUUCAGCGAAUGGGAGAGGCGACUGAAUACCUGUCAUUUUCUAAACUCGAAAGCGAUUGCGGGAGAACCACUUCACAUUUUCCAACAACUACAUUGAGCCAUCAUCAAGGUGGCUUUUGAAGAGAGCAGAAACCACCUGUCAGCCAAAGAUGUUCAAACCCAAACUCACCGCUGUUGCAGCCCUGCCGUUGCAUCCAAUGAUUGGCAAUAUGAAUUGUCUAGUUAGUUCUUCACUGGAAUGUGUACAAGGACAUUUUUGGUAAUACGACAAGAGCGCAGAUAUGUCGGUGCCUUUACUGAAGAUUGGAGUGGUGUUGAGCACGAUGGCUAUGAUUACUAACUGGAUGUCGCAGACGUUACCGUCCUUGGUGGGACUUAACAUCAACAAGCUCUCGGUAUUAUCAGGAGGGACAGCGGACCGGAGCACCGGCGUGCUCCCAGCCAACCCUGAGGAGUCAUGGCAGGUUUACAGCUCAGCCCAGGACACGGAGGGCCGCUGUGUCUGCACUGUGGUGGCGCCUCAACAGUCCAUGUGCUCGCGGGACGCCAGGACCAAACAGCUCCGACAGCUGCUAGAAAAAGUCCAGAACAUGACCCAGUCUAUCCAGGUGCUAGACCAGCGGACCCAGAGAGACCUGCAGUACGUGGAGAGGAUGGAGGUUCAGCUGAAAGGUCUGGAGACCAAGUUUAAACAGGUGGAGGAGAACCACAAGCAGAACAUUGCCAGGCAAUACAAGGCAAUAAAAGCGAAAAUGGAGGAACUUAGGCCAUUGAUACCAGUGUUGGAGGAGUACAAAGCCGAUGCAAAAUUGGUAUUGCGGUUUAAAGAGGAGCUCCAGAAUCUGACGUCUGUGCUAAACGAACUCCAGGAGGAGAUCGGCGCCUAUGACUACGAGGAGCUACAAAACAGAGUGUCAAAUCUUGAAGAGAGGCUUCGUGCAUGCAUGCAAAAAUUAGCAUGUGGGAAGCUGACUGGGAUCAGUGAUCCAAUUACCAUUAAGACGUCUGGAUCAAGGUUUGGAUCCUGGAUGACUGACCCCCUGGCUCCUGAAGAUGACACUAGGGUGUGGUACAUGGAUGGCUACCACAACAACCGAUUUGUGCGGGAGUACAAGUCCAUCUCAGACUUCAUGAAUUCCGACAACUUUACAUCUCACCGCCUCCCCCACCCGUGGUCAGGCACUGGCCAGGUGGUCUACAACGGCUCCAUCUACUUCAACAAGUUCCAGAGCCACACCAUCAUCAAGUUUGACUUCAAGACCUCCGUCAUCAGCAAGUCACGCCAGCUGGACUACGCCGGCUACAACAACAUGUACCACUACUCCUGGGGCGGCCACUCAGACAUCGACCUCAUGGUAGAUGAGGGCGGGCUCUGGGCCGUUUACGCCACCAAUCAGAACGCAGGGAACAUUGUCAUCAGUAAACUGAACCCCAACACCCUGCAGAUCAUCAAGAGCUGGACUACCAACCACCCCAAGAGGAGCGCAGGAGAGGCCUUCAUGAUAUGUAGCACGCUGUAUGUCACCAAUGGCUACUCCGGUGGGACCAAGGUCUAUUAUGCCUUCAGCACCAACUCGUCCACCUACGAGUACAUUGACAUACCGUUCCAGAAUAAGUACUCUCACAUCUCCAUGCUGGACUAUAACCCUAAAGACAGAGCACUGUACGCAUGGAAUAACGGUCACCAGGUGCUUUACAAUGUCACCUUGUUCCACGUCAUUCGGUCAGAGCAGGAGCAGUAGAUAGUUAGCCAUGCUGUUACCUUCUCAGUCACCAAUAUACCUGGGUUCAAAUACUAUUGGAUAACUUUCAAAUACUUUUAACAUUUGCAGCAGCCUGCCUGGAGUGCCAGAUGGGCAGGGUUUGCAGUUUUGCAACAAUUGUAUUAAUUCCAUUAUACCAGGCAAGCCUAAUCAAGCCCGGCUAAAUCAAGCAAAUUUGAACCCAGGUCUGGUCCACGGAUGCUUCAAAGUAAAGGAGAUACUAUAUGUAACUGUGGAAGGAUAGAAGUAUCCUAUAUUUUAAUCAAUAACAAGAAAUGCAGUACCUAAUGAUAUAUAAUGUAUAGAAACAAAGAGUAGAACAGGAACCGAAAAGGUCAUGCCUUUCUUGUUUUGGAUUACUUCAAAUGUCUUAUAAUGAUUGUGUUUUUAUGGAAUUACUCACUCUUGACUUGUUUUUUAUUUGAUCACAGAUAGUGCAGCCUAUUGUAUCAUAGUUUUGAAUUGAAUUACAUUUGGAAUCGAAGAGAGAUUAUAUCCUGGGCCUUGUUUAUCAACCUGUAUAAAGCCAAACUGUAGGACACAAACACACAAUCAUGACCAUUUUCCCCAGGUGAGUGAUCCUCAUUAAUUAAUUAAUUAAUUAUAUUUACAUGAUCAGAUGGUAAAGUUGGUCAAAUGUAGCAGCAAUUUUCCAUAUAACUCGAUUCCUGCUUAUGUAAAGGUGGAGACUAGUGAUCGUCCGAACACAGAGUCAUGUGCAGAAUAGAAUGCCAAUUCUAUCCCCAUGUGUUGGAAAAUGUGUAAUGGCACCUCAAAACAUGUACUCAGUCUUUCCUGCGCAAUACAACCUCUCAGGAACCAAUAUAACACAACCUGUCGUUUGCAUGGAGUCAUCUACACGGACAUUAUAGGAUCUGAUUAUGAUUGAUAAAGGAGGCCCAAUGGAGCACAGUUUCAAGAAUCCAGUCAAACCACGAGUCAAUGACAAAAUCCUGUAUAUCUGGGAACACCGACUACAGACUGUUGGGAGCACCCUGUUUAAUUUCUGUGUCUUUGUGAUGGUACAACUUAUUUUAUCUUUUUCUAUCUUAUUUUUGCAUGGGCAUUUUUACCGACCAAAAUGGUUUUCUUCUCCGGAUGUAUUUUGCAAUAUUUGAUGCUGUAGUGCAGGAGACUAGUUUAGCACUGUUAGGAGACAGGCUUUUUACUGUCUUAUUGUCAUUGGGGUUGAUAUAUGUUCUUAUUGUUGGAAUUGAUAUUUACUGUGAUAGCCUGUCUUUGUAGAUUGGAUUGUAUUGACAUAAUUUGUCUAGCUCAUAUAGUUCUGUCUGGUAAAAAAAAUAACUAGAACUAUCACAAGAGAAUGUACCAAACAAUGUAUCUAUGAGCCAGUGACAUACACCGGCUGUUUUAUUCCAUUUGACUUCACAAGUCUACUGUCUGUUUCUUAGAGAGAUCAAUUGUGACAUGUUAUUCUGUUGAGCUUGCAUAUGUGUCGUAUCUGCAAUAAAAUUCAUAUAAAUGAACAA